AUGCGAGUCAUCCCACCACGUUUCCGUGACGGCAACUACAUCAUAGCUUUCCUGCUGCACAUGGCUUUCAGCUCCUCUUGUUACUGUACACUUCCAUUGGGGCUGGGAGAUGGACAGCUCUUUACCUGGACUGAUGGCUUAAAAAGGAAGGAUUGGCAUGAUUAUGAAAGCAUUCAAAAAGAUGCUAUGCGUUCAGGGAAAGGUGAACAUGGAAAGCCAUACCCUCUUACAGAGGAAGACCACGAUGAUUCUGCUUAUAGGGAAAACGGCUUCAACAUAUUCGUUAGCAACAAUAUAGCACUGGAACGAUCACUGCCAGACAUCCGACAUCCUAACUGUAAGCACAAGGUGUACUUGGAAACACUACCAAAUACUAGCAUAAUUAUCCCAUUUCAUAAUGAAGGCUGGACUUCACUCUUGAGAACAAUACACAGUAUUAUCAACCGCACCCCAGACAGCCUGAUAGCAGAAAUCAUUCUUGUGGAUGACUUCAGUGACAGAGAACAUUUAAAAGAGAAGCUGGAGGAAUACAUGGUCCGUUUUGCCAAAGUGAGGAUUGUACGAACCAAGAAACGAGAAGGGCUCAUUCGAACCAGACUGCUAGGAGCCUCACUGGCUAGAGGAGAAGUCUUGACAUUUCUGGAUUCCCAUUGCGAAGUCAACGUGAAUUGGCUGCCUCCCUUGCUUAACCAGAUUGCACUUAACCACAAAACCAUCGUGUGUCCUAUGAUCGAUGUCAUUGACCACAAUCACUUUGGCUACGAGGCACAGGCGGGGGAUGCCAUGCGAGGAGCUUUUGACUGGGAAAUGUACUACAAAAGAAUACCGAUUCCUCCAGAGCUCCAGAGAGCUGAUCCCAGCGACCCCUUUGAGUCUCCUGUAAUGGCUGGAGGUCUAUUUGCUGUUAAUCGGAAAUGGUUCUGGGAGCUGGGAGGCUAUGAUCCAGGAUUAGAAAUAUGGGGAGGAGAGCAGUAUGAAAUCUCCUUUAAGGUGUGGAUGUGUGGAGGUGGCAUGUAUGAUGUUCCAUGCUCUCGAGUUGGACAUAUCUACAGGAAGUAUGUCCCAUAUAAAGUCCCUUCUGGAACCAGCCUAGCACGGAACCUGAAGCGUGUGGCAGAGACAUGGAUGGAUGAGUUUGCAGAGUACAUUUACCAGCGACGGCCUGAGUACAGACAUCUCUCAACUGGUGAUAUCUCUGCCCAGAAGGAGCUGCGCAAGCACCUGAAGUGUAAAGAUUUCAAGUGGUUCAUGGCUGCAGUGGCUUGGGACGUCCCAAAAUAUUACCCACCUGUGGAACCUCCACCUGCUGCCUGGGGCGAGAUUCGAAACGUGGCAGCCAACCUCUGUGUGGACAGUAAACAUGGAGCCACAGGGACUGAGCUGAGGCUAGACAUCUGUGUGAAGGAUGGCUCAGAACGAACGUGGUCACAUGAACAGCUCUUCACCUUUGGUUGGAGAGAAGACAUCCGCCCUGGGGAGCCACUUCACACCAGGAAGUUCUGCUUCGAUGCCAUUUCGCACAGUAGCCCUGUCACACUGUAUGAUUGUCAUGGGAUGAAGGGAAACCAGCACUGGAGCUAUAGGAAGGACAAAACUUUAUUCCAUCCGGUAAGCAGCAGCUGCAUAGAUUGCAACCCAGCUGAGAAGAAGAUUUUCAUGAGCAGAUGCGAUCCUUUAUCUGAAACUCAACAGUGGAUUUUUGAACAUAUUAAUAUGACUGUUUUAGAAAAAUUUAACAGCAAGGCCAGUUCCUAGAAAGAAAAAAAAAAGAGAAAAAAUGAACACACCUAUUUACGUACAGACUGCAGACUACGUUUUCGCCAGCAUCUGGGUCAAAGGAGUCAGGAAUUAAGUUUCCUAGAUCCAGGAAAUCUGUUCUGAGGAUUAAGAAAAUGCCACAGCAAGAGCCAGCAGGCUGUCCUUGUGGAUGUACAGUAUCUGGAGAACUUGGCCAAGAGCCUCACCGGAUGCUGCUGAGAACUUCAGGCUGAAAAUUCCCUUGCUGGUCAAGGGAAAAACUUUGUUUAAAAACUGUUUAAAAGUACUCCAAGUUAAUAAAGUAAAACAAAACUCUAGUUUCUCAGGUCAAAUCCUGCUGUAGUGAGUAGCUCAGAACAGGCGCUAUAAUUUGGGAUGGGUAUAUGGUGUGCAUGACAGCUACAGGAACCUGAAGAAAUCCCAGGUUUUAGAACUAAACAUGCUAGUGGAAGAAUAAUGAUGUCCCAGCACUCCCUAAACAAGAUAUAUGCUCUGUUGACAUUCUCUUAAUAAAAAGUUGGGUUAAGCAGGUUUAACCCUCAGAACUGCUGCAAUUAAUUUUAAAUACCUCCCUUUUACAUUCCAUUCAUUACCAAAAUAGGAAUGGUAGAAAUUUUAGGGUCUAGAAUUACACUGUAGUGAAGCAUGGAAUAAACUGUAAGGUUUUGCUCUCAUAUUUUCCCCUUCAGGAAAAAAAGUAAAGCAAUCAAAUCUCUAUAUAUGAUAUAUUUAGCCAUUGUGAUUCAAAUCCCAUUGUCACAUAAGGUGAGAGGGUUUUUUAAGUGACAAAUAUAACAGCAGCAGCUGCAGCAUAGUGGAAGGCUUGUGGACUAGCUAUCUUUUCUAAAGGUAGAAUCCUUGCCAACGUAUAAAUUAAAUUGAAAAUAGGCUGGGAAAAAAAAUCGGGAGAGUAGGAAAUAAUUGCAUACUGCAUGCUGAACUAGAUUAGUCAAAUUAACAAUGGUAUGUUGCCAUCACCUAAAAGUAUGUUGACUCCCUGCAGUGCAACUUGAAAGAUCUUGCAGUGCUCUUGACAGAUAGGAAUGGAGAGAAAAAUUGACAUGAAAUCAGUUAGGUGGUUUCAAAGUUUUUGAAAUCUGUGAUGGAAAUCAUGUGAACUUUGCAGAGUUAGCAAGUGAAUGGUAUUGUAGAUAUCAGGAGGGAGGAAACUAGAUGUGCAAACAAGUUAAAUGUUGCAAUAUUUUGACACUUUAGGCACAGGCACAAUUCACGGUAACACAGACUUCUGUCACCCAGAUGAUCAUUAUGGUGUCUCUCAGACUCAUCAAGCCAUUGGAGUGAGAGGCCUCUCAAACUUCUUUGGGAGGGUGUCUGUGGUUCUCCUCAGUUAAUACUGAUGUGUGGAACAUGACUAAUAGCUUUGAGAUUGUUCAAGGUAAGAGCAAGUAUAAAUUUAUAUCAAAUAUGUGGCCUGCUUUUACUUGAAAGAUGAAUUCACAGAUGAAAGCACCAUAAAUGCAGAUAGAUCACAUGCUCUGUGCUGUAACUCCUUUCAGGUUCCAAAUAUAACAUUUAUAGUUAAGUUGCUUAUUCUGAUUGCUGAAGAGGUGGCCGACUAACCAAAAUACUGAUGUGCAAUCUACACUGUUUUGAGGGAGUGGAGUGACUGUUUUGUUUAUUUCUCUUUAAGCUGUGUUUAUGCACAAGAGCAUUGAUUGCAUCCAGAGGAUGGUUCUAAUACCAAUAACUGUGCUAUUUUAUGGCAGCACCUUGUAGUUGCAGGUCAUAGGAAAUUUUUAGGAGGGAAAUGAGAUCGUGUAGCAUUCAAGAUGCAUGCACUUGGAAAAUUGUGAAAUGCGUCCAUGUAUUUAGCAAUUGCUGCAAGUUAGUGAAGAAAUCUUUCAAAUAAUUUGAAAGAAAAAUAUCUACAGAGAUAAAUUUCUCAUUUUAUA
Manacus vitellinus (golden-collared manakin) is the source of this 3671-nucleotide messenger RNA. It is a transcript of the gene GALNTL6, whose product is annotated as polypeptide N-acetylgalactosaminyltransferase like 6. Gene Ontology annotation, cellular component: Golgi apparatus. The transcript is spliced from 12 exons. Lineage: Eukaryota; Metazoa; Chordata; Aves; Passeriformes; Pipridae. Bases 1 to 1755 code for a protein of 584 amino acids. The record is from RefSeq and is a predicted model, not a curated record.